Molecule: messenger RNA, 2099 nt
Organism: Nelumbo nucifera (sacred lotus)
Lineage: Eukaryota; Viridiplantae; Streptophyta; Magnoliopsida; Proteales; Nelumbonaceae
Product: protein IQ-DOMAIN 3-like
Molecular function (GO): protein binding
Source: RefSeq, a predicted model, not a curated record
UCCUCUGUGUGUGUGUGUGUCGGCACGUCUUUUGUAAUAUAGAUAUGGGUUUCUGGCUUUCUUGAAGAUCUUGCAAUUUCUUCGAUUGGGUUAUAUACUGCCCCAUUUAUUGGUUGGAAAUUGAAGUGAAGAUUUUCUUCGUCCUUCACACUGUUGGCGUUUGUUUCCAAACCGAUUAUUUCGUUGAAUUUCCAGAUCGAGUCGAGGAAUGACAAGGAGAUGGGGAAGAAAGGAAACUGGUUUGUUGCAGUGAAGAAAGCCUUCAGUCCUGAAUCCAAGGAGAAGAAAGAUCAGAAAAGCAGUAAAUCUAAGAAGAAAUGGUUCGGGAAAGAGAAACACCCAGAUCCUUCUACUUCCUCAUUUGAAACUGCUUCUGCGGUGCCCCCUCUUCCCCAAAAUUCUCCUCCUCCACCUCCUCCACCUCCACCUCCCGAGGAAGUGCAGCUCACCGAAGCAGAAAAUGAACAGAGCAAGCACGCAUACUCUGUUGCGAUUGCCACCGCUGUGGCUGCUGAGGCCGCCGUUGCUGCAGCUCAGGCUGCCGCAGAAGUUGUUCGCCUCACAUCAGUGACCCGUUUUUCUGGUAAAUCAAAGGAGGAAAUUGCGGCUAUCAAGAUUCAAACGGCAUUCCGAGGAUACCUGGCAAGGAGAGCAUUACGGGCCUUGAGAGGGCUUGUUAGGUUGAAAUCACUCAUACAUGGAAAUUCAGUCAAACGUCAAGCCACAACCACCUUACGUUGCAUGCAGACACUGGCCCGUGUUCAGUCUCAAAUCCGUUCAAGGAGAAUCAGGAUGAUGGAGGAGAACCAGGCUCUCCAGCGGCAACUCCAACAGAAACGUGAGAAGGAACUUGCAAGUUUACGAGCCUCUAUGGGAGAGGAUUGGGAUGACAGUCUGCAAUCCAAGGAACAAAUUGAAGCAAGCCUAUUGAGCAAGCAAGAGGCUGCUAUGAGAAGAGAAAGAGCUCUUGCUUAUGCAUUCUCUCAUCAGCAAAUGUGGAAGAAUUCAAGAUCUGUUAACCCAACAUUUAUGGAUCCAAACAAUCCUCACUGGGGAUGGAGUUGGCUAGAGAGAUGGAUGGCAGCCCGGCCAUGGGAGAGUCGUAGCAUGACAGAGAAAGAGCUCAACAAUGACCAAGCAUCUGUAAUAAGUGCAAGCCGCAGUGUUGGAGGAGAAAUCAGCAAAGCUUAUGCUCGUCGUGAGCUCAAUGCUGAAAAGCCUUCACCAACAGCCCAAAAACCAAGCCGCUCUGCCACCCGCCAAUCCCCAUCAACUCCUUCCAAAGCAACUUCAUCAUCAGUAGCUGGGAAAUUGAAUGUGGCAAGUCCAGGGGGGAGCUUGUGGGGUCAGGAUGAUGACUCAAGGAGCAUGUUCAGCAUGCAGUCAGAGAAGCAUCGGCGGCACAGUAUUGCAGGGUCAUCAGUGCGAGAUGAUGAGAGCCUGGCAAGCUCUCCAUCUGUCCCAAGCUACAUGGCACCCACCGAGUCUGCAAAGGCUAAAACUCGAUUGCAGAGCCCAUUGGGGUUAGAGAAGAAUGGAACCGGGACCCCGGAGAAAGGAUCUGCAGGGUCUGUUAAGAAGCGUCUGUCUUACCCAGCUUCCCCAGCGGCGUUGAGGCGACAUUCAGGUCCGCCCAAGGUGGACACCAGCUCCAUUAAAGACAUUGGCAUACCUGCAGAGCACAGUGUGAGCAAUGGAGGGAGCAGGUAGUUGGCACCUGAUCAAAUGGGGAGCAGAAGACAAGACACACGCAUGGGUUAGAGGGAUCUCAAGAAGAGGGGAAACAGGAAGAAGUGAUCAGGUUGGUUUCUUCAACUAUUUUAGAGCUCUCUUAUUUAUUGUGUAGUAGAAUCUGGAUUGGUUGAAAUUAUUCUUCUGCCUUUUUUCUUUAAUUUUAUAUGUUUUCGUAGUAUUUUUCCGUAGGUUUCUUCCCUGUUUCUGUUAUUUUUUGUUUUCAUGUUGUUUUGGGUUGGCUCCAUUGAUACUUCUGAAAUUAGAUAAGAACCCGAUUCUUUGUAUUGGUUGUCUCUAAAACAAACGCUUGUGAUUUUAUUUUUGUAUCAUUCGUUUACUUGAAUGGAAGAAAUCAUUUGUUGUAA